Molecule: messenger RNA, 1070 nt
Organism: Impatiens glandulifera
Lineage: Eukaryota; Viridiplantae; Streptophyta; Magnoliopsida; Ericales; Balsaminaceae
Product: SNF1-related protein kinase regulatory subunit beta-2-like
Exons: 4
Coding region: 85-891 (268 amino acids)
Molecular function (GO): protein binding
Source: RefSeq, a predicted model, not a curated record
UUACCUCAUAAGUAUUUGAAUCUGUGAUAUGAUGAUUCCGAUCGAGAUGAUAAUAGAUCUUAUCUAAGCUUUGAUUUUUCAGUAAUGGGUAAUGUUACUGGAAGGAUAGAAGAGGCUGAAUCCUCUGAAACCAGCAAGCUAGAAGAAGAAGAAGAAUACAUGAUGGAGGAGUAUUCUGCACCUGCACCUGCACCUCCUUCUCUGUUUCAUGACUCGUCCAUACUGCAGUCCCCUGAACCUCAUAGCCCUAGGGCUUAUUAUUCUCCUUAUCUACAGUUGCCCUGCAAUGAGGAGGAUAUGGUGGCAGAGAAGGGAAUACCUACAAUGAUUAUAUGGAAUUAUGAUGGUGCUAAUCAUGUGGCAGUUGAAGGAUCAUGGGAUAACUGGACAAGAAGAGAAUGGCUGGUAAGAUCGGACAAAGACUUUGCCCUUUUGAAAGUCCUUCCUUCAGGGGUAUACCAUUAUCGAUUCCUAGUUGAUGGGUAUUGGAGAUGUUCUCCUGAUGUACCUCGCGAAUUCGAUGAUAUGGGAAACAUCUACAACGUCUUGGAUUUGCAGGAUCAUGUUACAACAGACAUCUGGAACAAUAUCAGCAGCUUGGGUUUAGACACACCUUCUUCUUCCCCGGAUUCAAGUUAUAACAAUGCUGCUUUCACAUUGGAAGAUUCAAACGAGAAAUUACCAGAAUUGCCUCCAUUAUUAUUGCAGCAAUCUCCAUUAAAGAAUGAUUCUGAGUCCCUGAAGAAACCUUUGCCUGCAAUUCUGAAUCAUCUACAUGUCCAGAAAAUGCCCACCGGUCAAUCUGUCUUAGCUCUUAGUACCACACAACGGUUUCACUCAAAGUUUGUGACAUUAGUGCUCUACAAGCCAUCGAAGAAGGUGAAGAAAUGAAGAAUACACAGCAGCAACAGCAACCCAUAUUAUUAUUAUUAUUAUUGUACCAUUAAGAUUGGCAUAGGGUUGAUCAUCCACCUGUUAAAAGAUUUCAUUUUUAACAUACCCAAUAUGAAACUGGGCAGAAUCAGUAAUGUAUGUAAUAUGUAUUAUAAUCCAAAUUUACUGAAAACAAA